AUGGGGAUAAAAGAGCAAAGCAACCCGUUCCAACUUCAGACUCCGAAAAGACAUCGCAUCGACCCUACACCAGACGCAGAAGACUCUCAGACCAAGUACAUCCAUACAGCAAACGCCAUGUCGGCACCUCCUUACAACAAGUUAAAGUACUACACCGCCGGCACACCCAAUGGAUUCAAGCCAGCCAUCGUGCUCGAAGAGCUUGGCCUGCCCUACGAAGUUCGGGAGAUUAAUUUCAUGACCAACGAACAGAAAGAGGCAUGGUUCAUUGAGAUCAAUCCCAACGGAAGAAUCCCCGCGUUGAAGGACAGCGACGACUUUCGCGUCUUCGAAUCCGGUGCCAUCAUGUUGUAUCUGACGGACAUGUACGACAAGGAGAGAAAGAUUAGCUACGAGUACGGCACCAGAGAUUACUACGAGGAGUUGAGUUGGCUGAUGUUUCAAAUGGCCGGCAUCGGGCCUAUGCAAGGACAAGCCAACCACUUCCGCGCCAUGGCGCCUGUCUACUCGGAAUACGCCAUCAAACGUUUCGUGGACGAGACCAAACGCCUGUACAGUGUGCUGGAGAUCCGAUUGUCCAAGGCCGACUGGCUUGCCGGUGACAAGUAUACGAUUGCCGAUAUUGCUAACUACUCCUGGCUCAAAUUCAGUGAGAUCUUGGAGGAUAUCGACUUUAACGAGUACCCUGGCGUGCAGAGAUGGAUGAAGCGCAUUGCCGACAGGGAGGCAGUACAGCGGGCUAGGAAGGUUCCCCCCAGUGGCAGAUCCGACGAGGAGAUGAAACAAUGGUUGAAGUCUAUGAUUGCUCGGGUUGAGGCUCUGAAGGGCACGAACAAGGAUGAAUCGAAGAUGUAA
Rhinocladiella mackenziei CBS 650.93 is the source of this 855-nucleotide messenger RNA. RefSeq lists its product as uncharacterized. The transcript is spliced from 2 exons. Bases 1 to 855 code for a protein of 284 amino acids. The record is from RefSeq and is a predicted model, not a curated record. Lineage: Eukaryota; Fungi; Ascomycota; Eurotiomycetes; Chaetothyriales; Herpotrichiellaceae.